AAACCAGCACUGUUCCCCUCUGCAUCUCUGGCAAGAAAUCACAGACUUUGUCACAUGGAAAUCCUUAAAAGACUCUAGGCAGCAUGGAUUCAAGCCAAGCCUGUACCUGCCAGAAAACUAAGAUAGAAGGCAGUGCCUGCAGAGUCCAUGGGAGUACAGCUCGGAGCAGUGCAAGGGGGAGAGGACAGCAGUGAAAAGGAGUGGAGGGCAGAAGACAAGGGUUCAGAUCCCUUUUGAUCAUCAGAGAUGUGAGAAAAAGAUUCUGCAAAAGUGAUGACUGCUUUCAAGUAAUCAGCAUUCAGCUCUGCGGGAUGAAGCACUGGACAAUCAGAGAAGUUGCUCAAAAGUUAAUCAGAUCACAUCAUGAAAUUUAUCCUUUUUUUCACUAAUGCUCAGAUACAUGAGACAGGGGUAAUGUUUUUAAUUAAAGAACGUUUUUAUUUUCAGCGAUAGGCCUUUGAAUUCAGCUUUGCCUGUACUUGCCACUUUGUUCCAUUAUAUUUGGCGGUUGUUCUUGUGUUUCAGCACUCCAUGAGAAGGAGCAAUAGAUGGUUUAAAUCAAAGCCUAACUAAGUGGAUAAUAUUCCUUGGCUGAGGCUUUCAGCUGUUAAUGUCUUUCAGCCUGUUCAAGCUAGAUUGUUCAUUUUAUGAGAAAAAAAAAGACUUUACAUAUCAUGGUGAAGUAUGAGUGAGCUAGCGGGGUUCUGAGUUGUUUAAGCAGUGAAUAUGAAGACAUGAUUGAGGCAUGAAUCUUGUAGAAGAUAGUAGCAGGCGCUUACAGCAAGCAUCGAUUUCCAGACUCACCGGGGCUGGUUAACACUCCCCUAAGAUAAGGAGGUAUUCUUAUGGAUCUGAGCAUUGUCCAGGAGGAGAGUCAACCCCCUCAGGGUGGGACUGCCACCACUCACCACAUCACUGCUGCUCUGCUCACCCCUUCUCCUCUGCCUCCACCCGGCCCUGCACUGAAGGGGGGUAUGACGGCAGGUUUCAAGAAGGUGUGCCGCACAGAGGAGGACAGCCCAUGCCCAUUCCCAGGGCUCUUGCCUGGCGUUCUGGAGAUGAGGGUGAAAGAAGGCAGCAAGAUCCGCAACCUCAUGGGCUUUGCCAUGGCCCGGAUGCAGUGCGAAGCAGGGAGCAGCGGGCAGGCCAGCCUGAGGCAGGUGGUGUUCACAGGAUCGGGCCGAGCGGUGACCAAAACCAUCACCUGUGCCGAGAUCAUGAAGAGGAAGAUGGGCGGACUGCACCAGCUGACUAAAGUGCGGUACAAGAGCGUGCGGGAGGUGUGGGAGAGUCAGGAAGGGGGUGACGGGGAGAUGACUGUGCACAGGACAGUGCCCUCCAUCAGCAUCCUCUUAUCCAAGGACCCUCUGGACCCUCUGGAGCCUGGGUACCAGCCACCGGAGACCCAGACUGCUCUUUGGGAGGAGAGAGAAGGCAAUGAUGGACUGCACCAAGCAGGAAAAAGACCGUUUGACCACAUUGCCAUCCAAAGUGAAACACAGCCAAAACGAUUCUGCCCUUAGAGUGGAGACCCUCAAUAAGGUAAACAUGCUGCCGAUUUGGAGGGAAAAAGAAAUCAGGGCUACCCACUGAAACUGUGAAACUCAUUUAGAGGACCUACAGACAGGGAGAUUUCUUUCACUGUGAUAUCUGCAGUGUGCUUGAUUGGUUGAGUGCAGUGAUGUAUCUCAACCCACAGAAGUUACAAGUAAGAUUUGUGUUGUCUUUAAAAAGAUCAGAAGCAUGUCUGAGGCAUGACCAUUUCAGAACUGCUAGUGACUGGAUCAAUCUGUCUUUCUCUUGCUAAUGCCCAAGCUGGAUUGUUCAUUGCUGUAAAGAGAAAACUAUUGUCCAGUAUCACAUUAGUGCUAUACGGCAUGCUGAAUGAUUAAAAUGUACAUUGUUUUGUUGCCCACUUUCCCUGAGAAUAAAUUAUUUGGGGAAAAAUUAAUAUUCUA
Molecule: messenger RNA, 1958 nt
Organism: Electrophorus electricus (electric eel)
Lineage: Eukaryota; Metazoa; Chordata; Actinopteri; Gymnotiformes; Gymnotidae
Gene: rpp25b
Product: ribonuclease P/MRP subunit p25, b
Biological process (GO): tRNA 5'-leader removal
Cellular component (GO): ribonuclease MRP complex
Molecular function (GO): RNA binding
Source: RefSeq, a predicted model, not a curated record